This is a messenger RNA of Capsaspora owczarzaki ATCC 30864, 465 nucleotides long. RefSeq lists its product as hypothetical. The transcript has a single exon. Gene Ontology annotation, biological process: regulation of transcription by RNA polymerase II. The record is from RefSeq and is a predicted model, not a curated record. NCBI's taxonomy places the organism in Eukaryota, Filasterea, Ministeriida, Capsasporidae. Gene Ontology annotation, cellular component: nucleus. Bases 1 to 465 code for a protein of 154 amino acids. Gene Ontology annotation, molecular function: RNA polymerase II cis-regulatory region sequence-specific DNA binding; DNA-binding transcription factor activity, RNA polymerase II-specific.
AUGGAGGAAGACGCCCCUGCCGGAUCCGACGACAGCAGCGAUGCCGAGGAAGAUGGCAACUUUGAAGGCUCUGACAGCGAGGACAUGGACGUGUCCGAUCCCGAGUACAACGGCACCGCUGCAACCUCGGCGACCAAGACGACGCCCAAGGGUCGCGCUCGCAAGGUUGCCGGGUCGGGUGCUGCCGCCAAGCUUGCCGCAACCUCCUCCGCGUCCACUCGUCAACGAAAGCUGUCGCAAUCCUCGGACAGCUCCGAUGUCCCCGCUCAGGCCUCGGGAUCCAUCGACAAGCGUUCGCUCAAGCGCCUUCGCAACCGCGAGGCUGCCGCCCGCUGCCGAAAUCGCCGCCGUCAGCUCAUCGACGAACUCUCCACCCAGGUCGCCGAGCUCGUUGCUGAAAAGACCACAAUGGCAGCCACCAUUGCUCGCCUUGAGGCUGAGCUUGCCACCACUCGUGGCAAUUGA